Molecule: messenger RNA, 993 nt
Organism: Sphaerodactylus townsendi
Lineage: Eukaryota; Metazoa; Chordata; Lepidosauria; Squamata; Sphaerodactylidae
Product: electroneutral sodium bicarbonate exchanger 1-like
Exons: 8
Coding region: 120-938 (272 amino acids)
Biological process (GO): regulation of intracellular pH; bicarbonate transport; transmembrane transport
Cellular component (GO): plasma membrane
Molecular function (GO): sodium:bicarbonate symporter activity; solute:inorganic anion antiporter activity
Source: RefSeq, a predicted model, not a curated record
GUUUUUUCAGGCCAACGAGAGAUGACCGUGGGUGGAUUGUUAACCCAAUAGGUACCAACCCCUGGUGGACGGUGUUAGCAGCUACAAUCCCUGCUUUGCUCUGUACCAUACUGAUAUUCAUGGACCAGCAAAUCACUGCAGUUAUUGUGAACAGAAAGGAACAUAAACUACAGAAAGGAUGCGGCUAUCACUUGGACCUCCUCAUGGUGGGCGUCAUGCUGGGAGUGUGCUCCAUCAUGGGGCUGCCUUGGUUCGUUGCCGCGACUGUCCUUUCUAUCAGUCACGUGAACAGCCUGAGGCUGGAAUCCAGCUCAGCAGCUCCUGGAGAACAGCCUAAAUUCCUGGGCAUACGGGAGCAAAGAGUCACUGGGCUCAUGAUCUUUGUGCUGAUGGGUAUCUCUGUUUUUAUCACCGGUAUAUUACAGUUUAUACCUAUGCCUGUCCUGUAUGGAGUUUUCCUAUACAUGGGUGUUUCUUCCCUGGGAGGAAUCCAGUUCUUCGACCGCGUGAAGCUGUUCGGCAUGGCUCCUAAGCACCAGCCGGACUUCAUCUACCUGCGGCACGUCCCCUUGCGAAAAGUUCAUCUCUUCACGGUGAUCCAGCUGACCGCCCUCAUCGUGCUCUGGGUUGUCAAGGCAACGCCUGCAGCUAUCAUUUUUCCUAUGAUGGUUUUGGCGUUGGUUUUCGUCCGGCAGGUCAUGGAUUUGUGUUUCUCCAAGAGGGAACUGAGCUGGCUCGACGAUCUCAUGCCAGAGAGCAAGAAGAAAAAACUGGAGGAUGCCAAAAACAAAGCAAAAGCGGAAGAGGAGUCUGAGAAGAUGUUGGAAAACGGCCAACAGACUGUGAUUGAAAUACCAGUCGUGAAUACAAAUUAUCUGACCGUGCCAGGAACUGAAUCAAUGACACGCAAUAGUUCAUCAAGAAAUAACAACAGGUAACAAUACCAACAAUAGCAGCGUCUUCCAGGAAGCCUUCACAACUUAGACCUACUGG